UUUAAUUCACCUGUGCCUCAAAUCUUCCAUCUGAGUUUACCAGAAGGCUGGUUUCUACAAUGUCAGACUUUAGGGUUGCGUCCUGUCAUAUUUUACCCCUCCAGACCUCUUAAGCAUAAUAGAUGUUUUCCCAUUCCUUCAAACUGUUCUUCUUGGGCACCUUGUGUUAUCUCAGCAUGGCUGUGGCUAGCAUGCCAUCUGGGUGUAAGGAAGUGUGUCUAAUGCAGUCUACGAGCCCAUGAAGAGGGGCAUACAUAUGAACUCUGUUGAAAAGAGGUUCUGCUGGAGACUUACAUUUGGCAUCUAUGUGAAAUUCAAGUGGAAAAUCACAUGUACGAGUAUUGCUGUCAGGCGGUUGAUUCAUUGAUCAUGCCUGCAGAGGGAAGUUCCGUUCUGGUGGCUGACUGCCAGCAAAUGUAAAUGCUUAUCCUAGAUGUCCAGCAUCUCUCCUUUUUACUGGAGUGAAAACCCCUCCAGAUACCAACAGAACAUCAACUGCCGAAAAUGCGUCCCAUGUUAAGGAUGUCGUCAACCUAAGUUCAUGUGCCCUGUCUGUACAGUUGUUGUGGGUGGUUUACCAUCUGGAAGCUCCUCAAGCUCUGAUCCAGGCCCUGUAUCUGCUUCUGAAAUGUCUCUGCUUCAUGCUUUGGGUCCAGUGCAGACCUGGCUGGGACAAGAGCUGGAGAAAUGUGGCAUUGAUGCCAUGAUUUAUACUCGGUAUGUCCUCAGUCUUCUUCUGCAUGACAGCUAUGACUACGACCUGCAGGAACAGGAGAAUGACAUCUUCCUGGGCUGGGAAAAAGGAGCUUAUAAGAAAUGGGGAAAGAGUAAGAGAAAGUGCUCAGAUCUAACUCUCGAAGAAAUGAAAAAACAGGCUGCUGUCCAGUGUCUUCGCUCUGCUUCUGAUGAAAGCUCUGGCAUCGAGACCCUAGUGGAGGAGCUCUGCUCCAGGCUGAAGGACCUUCAGAGUGAGCAAGAAGAGAAGAUUCACAAAAAGUUAGAGGGGUCUCCCUCUCCAGAGGCAGAAUUAUCCCCUACAGCAAAGGAUCAAGUGGAAAUGUACUAUGAAGCCUUCCCACCACUUUCUGAGAAGCCGGUUUGCCUGCGAGAGAUCAUGACUGUGUGGAACAAUUCCAAAGCCUGCUCUUCCUCCAGCCCUUCCUCGUCCACAGCGCCGCCGGCCAGCACAGACACGUCCUCCCCCAAGGCCUGCAACAGCGAAGGCGAAGUCACCAAGGAGAGGGACGCCGAGGCGUCCAGCGCUGUGCCCGGGCAGACCCAGAGCAAAGGUAAAGGCGAGAAGGAGAACAAGCUUAGUAAUGGCACAGCUGAGGAAAAGCCUGCUUCGUACAAAAAGCAGACCCGACAUAAACCCGAAGGAAAGAUGCGCCCUCGCUCCUGGUCCUCCGGCUCGAGUGAAGCAGGCUCAAGUUCAAGUGGGCAUCAGGGGGCAUCGAAGGCGUCCGCCAAGGGCGUGAAAGCGAGGCACAAGGCCCGGGAAGUCCGGAGCAGGAGAGGGCGGAGCGGGCCCGGCAGGCCCCCCCUGAAGCUCGGCGGCCGGGCCGACAGGGGCGCGCACGCGGGAGGCCGCGGCCCCGCCAGGCCGCUGUGCCGCCGGGGCAGGAGGCCGACCAAGGAGCUCGGGAGGGGAGACCCGGCGGGCGCGGAGGGCCCGGGGGCCGCGGGCGGGAGCGACACGGAGUUCAAGGAGGAGCCGCUGUGGUACACCGAGCCCAUCGCCGAGUACUUCGCCCCCCGGGGCAGGCGGAGCAAGCUGGAGACCACGUACCGGGCCAGGCAGGGCGCGGGCGGCCCCGCGGCGGAGCCGGCCCAGGAGCCGCCCGAGCCGGCGCGCGGCCUGUGUGUGGGCGGCGGUCACGCCCGCAGGACGUACCUCGCGGCGGGGACGUUCGUUGACGGCCGUUUCGUAGAAAUGCCCGCGGUUAUAAAUGAGGGUAUCGGCCUCACGGGGACCGCGUUCUGUCCUCUCCCGGAGGACAACACGUACUGGGAUGAUAUUCAUCUGUCAGGACUAACGCACUUCUAUGAAGUGGAUAUUGAUCAAUCCAUGUUGGAUCCCGGUGCCUCAGAAACAAUGCGAGGGGAAAGUCGGAUUUUGAAUAUGAUUCGACAGAAAAGCAAAGAGAAAACAGAUUUUGAGGCAGAAUGUUGCAUAGUGUUAGAUGGAAUGGAGUUGCAAGGGGAACGUGCAAUAUGGACAGAUUCUACCAGCUCUGGGGGUGCUGAGGGCUUCUUCCUGCAAGACCUUGGCAAUCUGGCUCAGUUUUGGGAGUGCUGCUCAUCCAGCUCGGGGGAUGCCGACGGAGAGAGUGUCGGAGGGGAUUCUCCGACCAGACUCUCUCCAGUCUUGGACAGCACGGGGCUCAAUCCGCAUUUGCUUGCUGGCAAUCAAGAGCUCUUUUCAGAUAUUAAUGAAGGAUCUGGCAUAAACUCUUGUUUUUCAGUGUUUGAAGUGCAAUGCAGUAAUUCUGUUUUACCAUUUUCUUUUGAAACACUCAACUUGGGAAAUGAAAAUACAGAUUCUAGUGCUAAUACGCUUGGGAAAACACAGUCUAGAUUGCUAAUAUGGACCAAAAAUAGUGCCUUUGAAGAAAAUGAACACUGUUCUAAUCUUUCAACAAGAACUUGUAGUCCAUGGUCCCAUUCAGAAGAAACACGUUCAGACAAUGAGACAUUAAACAUUCAGUUUGAAGAAUCCGCACAGUUUAAUGCAGAAGAUAUUAGUUACGUAGUUCCUCCAGUCUCGUCAAAUUAUGUAGAUGAAGAACUUCUAGAUUUUUUGCAAGAUGAAACUUGCCAGCAAGACAGUAGAACCUUAGAAGAAAUUCCUCCGUUAGUUUUCAAAAAAAAGUCCAAACUAGAAUCUGUCUGUGGUAUUCAGCUAGAACAAAAAACAGAAAACAAAACCUUUGAAACUACACAGAUGUGUAGUGAAAGCAGUCCACAUGGAGACGGCUACAGCUCAGGGGUUAUCAAGGACAUCUGGACAAAGAUGGCAGACAGACAUUCUGUAGCUACGGUAGAAAUAGAAAGAACUGAUGAUGAGUUGUUUUCAACAGAUGUAAAUAGCUGCUGCUGCUGUUUGGAUGCUGAAGCUGAAGUGGAGGCUCUCCAGGAGCCUCGUAAGGCCGUGCAGAGGUCAGAGUAUCGUCUGUGGGAGGGGCAGAAAGGGGGCCUGGAGAAGAGAGCUUUUGUUGCUGGGGAGCUGGCCCAGGUGGACGGUGGAGAUUAUACUACGCCCUCCAAACCUUGGCAUGCGGCCCAAGAUAAAGAGAACGCAUUCAUUCUUGGAGGAGUUUACGGAGAGCUCAAAACCUUUAGCAGCGAUGGGGAGUGGGCGGCUAUGCCCCCCGGCCGCACGAAAGCAGGUCUGUCACCGCGCGCGGCUUCCGAUGUCGUGGCGGUGGCGGGUGCAGACGUCUUCAUGACCCCGGGAACCAGCUUUGCUCCGGGCCACAGGCAAUUACGGAAACCCUUCGUGUCAUUCGAGCAGAACGACCAGCCGAAGAGUGGGGAAAAUGGAUUAAAUAAGGGAUUUUCUUUUAUCUUCCAUGAAGACUUACUAGGAGCUUGUGGUAACUUUCAAGUUGAAGAUCCUGGACUUGAAUAUUCAUUCUCUUCCUUUGACUUAAGCAAUCCAUUUUCACAAGUUCUGCAUGUAGAAUGUUCGUUGGAACCCGAAGGGAUUGCGUCGUUCAGCCCUAGUUUUAAACCGAAAUCAAUCCUCUGCUCUGACCCGGACAGCGAGGUUUUCCGCCCCCGCACAUGUGGCGCCGACAGAACCCAGUACCGGGCGAUUCGGGUCUCUCCUCGGACUCACUUUCGCCCAAUCUCUGCAUCUGAAUUGUCCCCAGGAGGAGGAAGCGAGUCAGAUUUUGAAUCGGAGAAAGAUGAAGCAAAUAUUCCCAUUCCUUCUCAAGUUGAUGCAUUUGAAGAUCCACAGGCAGAUCUCAAACCACUGGAAGAAGAUGCAGAGAAAGAAGGCAAUUACUAUGGGAAAUCGGAGCUCGAGUCUGGAAAAUUCCUUCCCAGGUUAAAAAAAUCUGGAAUGGAAAAGAGUGCUCAGACAUCACUGGAUUCCCAGGAGGAAUCGGCUGGGAUUCUGCCCGGAGGCAAGCAGAAUCAGUGUUUGGAAUGUAGCUUGAAUGAGUCUCUGGAAAUUGAUUUAGAAAGCUCAGAAGCAAAUUGUAAAAUAAUGGCACAAUGUGAGGAAGAAAUUAAUAAUUUUUGCAGUUGUAAAGCAGGUUGUCAGUUCCCUGCUUAUGAAGAUAAUCCAGUUUCUUCAGGACAGCUGGAAGAGUUUCCUGUAUUGAACACUGAUGUACAUGUACAAGGAAUGAACAGAAGUCAAGAAAAGCAGACCUGGUGGGAAAAAGCCUUGUACUCCCCUCUCUUUCCUACAUCAGAGUGUGAAGUGUUUCCUUGGACCAAGAUGACUGAUGGAAAUCUUUCCACCUCUACAAAUGGCAUAGCCUUGAUGGGCAUUCUGGACUGUCGGCCAGGAAGCCACAUUCAGAACCUACAACAUCUGAAUCUCAAGGCACCCAGACCCCUCUUGUCGCCUGAGGAUGGGCCCAAGCUGAAACUUGGUGCUUUAGAAGCUCGGCACAGCCUCGAGUCAGUGGACUCGGGCAUUCCUACCCUAGAGAUCGGUAACCCGGAACCUGUCCCCUGCAGUGUGGUCCACGUGAAGAGGAAACAGUCUGAGUCGGAGAUAGUCCCUGAGCGGGCCUGCCAGAGCGCGUGCCCACUGCCAUCCUACGCGCCCCCAGCUCCCACGAGCCCUGAGCGGGAGCAGAGCGUGCGGAAGUCCUCCACGUUUCCCAGGACAGGCUAUGACUCGGUGAGGCUCUACAGCCCCACCUCCACAGCCCUGAACCGCAGCGAUGAUGUCUCCAUCUGCAGUGUGUCCAGUCUCAGCACAGAGCUGUCCACUGCACUGUCCAUCAGUAAUGAGGACAUCUUGGAUCUUGUGGUCACGAGCAGCUCCAGUGCCAUUGUGACCCUCGAGAAUGACGACGACCCACAGUUUACUGACGUCACCUUGAGCUCCGUCAAGGAAACCCGGGACCUGUGCCAGCAGGGCCUUGUUGAUGGAACUGAGGAGGGGAGUAAAUUGAAAAUAUUGGGCCCUUUUAGUAACUUCUUUACCAGGAAUUUGCUUGCUAGAAAACAAAGUGCAAGACUUGACAAACAAAAUGACUUGGGAUGGAAGUUAUUUGGAAAAGUACCACUCCGAGAGAAUGCUCAGAAAGAGUCAAAGAAAAUGCAAAAGGAAUAUGAAGACAAGACUGGACGACCUAGCAAGCCACCCUCUCCAAAGCAGAAUGUGAGGAAAAAUCUUGAUUUUGAGCCACUUUCCACCACUGCACUCAUCCUGGAAGACAGACCAGCAAAUCUCCCAGCGAAGCCAGCUGAAGAAGCUCAGAAACACAGACAGCAGUAUGAAGAAAUGGUGGUUCAGGCCAAAAAACGAGAGCUGAAAGAAGCCCAGAGGAGGAAAAAGCAGCUGGAAGAAAGAUGCAGGUUGGAAGAAAGCAUUGGAAAUGCCGUCCUUACUUGGAAUAACGAGAUUUUGCCUAACUGGGAAACAAUGUGGUGCUCUAGAAAAGUUCGAGAUUUAUGGUGGCAGGGAAUCCCUCCCAGUGUGAGGGGCAAAGUCUGGAGCUUAGCCAUUGGCAACGAGUUGAACAUCACGCAUGAGCUCUAUGACAUCUGUCUUGCCCGAGCCAAGGAGAGGUGGCGGUCUUUCAGCACAGGAGGCUCUGAAGUGGAGAAUGAAGAUGCCGGUUUUUCAGCAGCAGACAGAGAAGCCAGCCUGGAGCUUAUUAAACUGGACAUUUCUAGAACGUUUCCUAAUCUCUGCAUUUUCCAGCAAGGCGGCCCGUACCAUGACAUGUUGCACAGUAUUUUGGGCGCUUACACUUGUUACCGACCGGACGUGGGCUAUGUUCAAGGCAUGUCCUUCAUAGCAGCAGUGUUGAUCUUGAACUUAGAUACUGCCGAUGCCUUCAUUGCUUUUUCUAAUCUCUUGAAUAAACCCUGUCAGAUGGCGUUUUUCCGAGUGGACCAUGGCCUUAUGUUGACUUAUUUUGCUGCAUUUGAGGUAUUUUUUGAAGAAAAUUUGCCGAAAUUAUUUGCUCAUUUCAAGAAGAACAACCUAACUCCAGACAUCUACCUAAUUGACUGGAUAUUUACCUUAUAUAGUAAAUCCUUGCCCCUCGAUCUGGCCUGUCGCAUAUGGGAUGUGUUCUGUCGUGAUGGGGAAGAGUUUCUGUUCCGCACGGCCCUGGGCGUCCUGAAGCUGUUCGAGGACAUCCUGACCAAAAUGGACUUCAUUCACAUAGCCCAGUUCCUAACGAGGCUGCCCGAAGACUCGCCUGCUGAGGAAUUUUUUGCUUCCAUAGCUACAAUUCAGAUGCAAAGUCGAAAUAAGAAGUGGGCUCAGGUACUGACUGCACUGCAGAAGGACAUCCGGGAAAUGGAGAAAGGAAGCCCAUCUCUCAGACACUGAGCUGGUGGGUGGACUUGUGCUUCGUGCAGAAGCCCAUGGCCAUGUGGUAUUCUGGUGGUGUUUCAGAUGGACACACUGGCAGCAGAGGACGACAGGGGCUAUUUUCACAUUUGACUUCUAACACUAAAGUUGGCCUUAAACAAAACAAACACAAAAAAAACCUUUGAAGAGUUAAACCAAGGCUUAGCCUUAAGCUCACUGGAACGAUGACCAAGUGUUGACCAUGGCCAACCACUGAAUAUUCUGCAUGGUUUAGAAAUAGGGCAGUGGCUAAUUCCCCCUACGCCCCCUUAUUUCAGCAACAGAUAAUUCAAUUGUGAUGCUUUUAUGUCAACUACUGGAAAGUACAUUACCAUCUUUCUUAGCCAGGGUGCAUGAGAAAUGUUAUUUGGAAGACCAGAUGUUUCUGGCUUCAUAUUUGCAUGUUCUAGUAAGAAAGGGGUUGUUGAUUUGGUUGUCUGAGAGAGUUACCUUUCCAGAGCUGGAGGUCAGAUUUUUAAAGCCCACUUACCAAAGGUAGCAUUAAAGGAGAAUGGGCUCUCAAGGGGCAGUUGGUGAGAGCGUUCGUGGGCUCCCUGGGGCUCGACCUACCUUUGUCUCAAUGUUUUACCAUGUUGCCGUGACAUAAUUAAAGUGUGAGGGCUGAAAAUGCACACUAAGGUUCCCAUGGGAGCCCGGCUUUCGCGAGAUCACGCCUGACGUCUCCUGAGCAAUGGUUGGAAGUUCGAGCAGAAGAACUGCUCGCACAGGAGGCCUGUGACAGUAGAGACGGACUUGAGAGCUGGUAGAAAGCAGAAUGCAAACACCCUCACUUCCCUUGAAGUCAGAGGGGAGGGAGGGAGGAUAGCAAGCCCCGCCAAUGGCACCCUGCCCCUCUCUGUGGGGGCUGGGGCAGCACAGUGCAGGGGGCUCCCCUCCCCUUUGUCACCCAGACAGCAGGAGGCCUGAGUGCCAGUGGUCCCCUGCCCGGCAGGCCACCGUGAGAAUGGGGUGGCAAGCACCACUCGCCCAAUAGCCCAGUCUUGUCUGAAUUCCCAAUAUCGGACCAUCAGCCCUUCCCCAUUUUAGCUGGUUUUCCCCAACUUCAUUAGCAACCUCUUUGUUCUAGGUCUUCCUUGACUAAUUUUGAGAAUUUUGUACUACGAACUUCAGUUAUCCAAAUUCAAACGAAUGUUUUUUGCACAGAAUAGUGCAGCGGUCAGGCAGAUCUCUAUGGAACAGCUUCGCACAUGGUAAUCCUUGCCUGCUGAGCUCUGGGAGCGCUCGGCAGGCCAGGGCCAAGGGCUCUGCUGGUGCCUCCGUGCACCCUGCACUCUGUCGCCUUCGCAGCCUUACUCCCCGCCUCCCCAGGGAGUUCUGGCCCCCGAUCUCAGUUCUGAUGUUGGGAGUGCCCUCAGCUUGAAAGUAUAGUGGAUGGGGUGGUGGUGAGGCCAACCGUGCAGUGUUACAGGUGUCCUCUCUCUGCCACAGGCACUUGAUGACACUUCCACGUGCAGUGGCAGUGGCCGAGCCCUCAUGCCUCUGUCCCAGCUCUGGUCCACAUGCUCUUUCCCUGGACUCGCCUUUUCCCUUAUGUUCUUGACUGAAUCCUCUAGGAGGUUGCAGAAUAUCCCGGAUACCACUUCCUGCCUCAGCCUUUAAACGCUGACCUGCUUGACCUCGACCUCUCGGAGGAGGUGCUGUCCUUGCGGAGGUCUCGGCACCCUGCAGACACAGCCAUCCUGUCAUCAGGAUGUUGAAUGUAGCACAUGCCAAGCUGGGCCUGGGAAGCGGGCUGCUGAGCCCCAUCAUGGCCGCUGCUCUCAGAUGUGCUUAGUUUGUUCUAUGACUUGGUCUUUCUGUUCUUGAAAGGUGUAUAUAUAUUUUCUUAUUGUACAUAAAGGUUCCUAAGUGUGACAAAAAGUGGUGUGACAUGGGCGGUGUGCAGCUCCUUCAGAGUGCAUUUGUGCAACUUCAGUCUGUUCAAACCCAGCCCUGAACAUUUUUUGUCAGUUUGACAUAAAUCUCUUGGAUAGCACUAUUUAUGCAUUAAGUUUUUAAACUGGAUUCCAUGCCGAUCUGGAAUACUUACUGGGUCUUAAGUUCAGAAGAGGCUUGCUUGGCCUGUUGAGGGACCACAUGAGGUCCUGGCUAAUCAGUGUGUCCACUUCACAGGCCAAGAGGUUCUAAGUCCCUGCCCAGCCAGGGUGGUUGGCCCCUUUCCACAGGGGCUGUCGGAGAGCUUCUUGGUUUGACAUGAUCCUUUAGGAAAGCUGGAAACAGAAUUGAGGCGCUGCACCCCCGUGGAAGCCUACCCUCUCCACUUCCUAUGCUGUUGAUUUCCAGGAUCUAAGACUUCAGGUUCGAGACCUUUGUGAGUUGAAAGCUGCAUCCCCACCAGUCCUUGAAAUCUCAACUAGAAACAAUGGUCACUUUAAAUGGUACUUUUUAACUGCUCAGUUUUUGACUAUUUUAAAUAGUUUGCUGAUCAGAAACUCCUAAUAACACUUGCUACAUAUCAUGUUUUAAUUGCUUGUACAGUUACCCUUUAAUUUUAUUUAGUAAAGUGUAUCAAACUAGGACUUUUUGAAUUGUAAAUAUGUGGUUUUAUUUAAUAAAAGUCAUUAAAAUUUUA
Molecule: messenger RNA, 9149 nt
Organism: Manis pentadactyla (Chinese pangolin)
Lineage: Eukaryota; Metazoa; Chordata; Mammalia; Pholidota; Manidae
Product: TBC1 domain family member 14
Exons: 21
Coding region: 542-6535 (1997 amino acids)
Source: RefSeq, a predicted model, not a curated record